Messenger RNA from Periophthalmus magnuspinnatus, 4869 nucleotides. RefSeq names its product thrombospondin, type I, domain containing 7Aa (gene thsd7aa). The coding region runs from base 7 to 4869 and encodes 1620 amino acids. Gene Ontology annotation, biological process: actin cytoskeleton organization. Gene Ontology annotation, cellular component: plasma membrane. Lineage: Eukaryota; Metazoa; Chordata; Actinopteri; Gobiiformes; Gobiidae. The record is from RefSeq and is a predicted model, not a curated record. The transcript is spliced from 28 exons.
GUUGUUAUGGGAUCGGAGGCAUCGGAAACUGCAAUGGAAACUAAAACAACGUAUAUCUGGCAAACAGGUCCAUGGGGUCGGUGUAUGGGUAGCGAGUGUGGUCCCGGAGGCAGCCAGAGCCGGGCGGUGUGGUGUGCCCAUUCUGAGGGCUGGACCACCCUGCACACCAACUGCGACCAAUCCCAACGGCCCAACAACCAACAGCGCUGCUUCCGAGUCUGUGACUGGCACAAAGAACUCUACGACUGGCAGCUAGGUGCAUGGAAUCAGUGCGUGCCCAUCUCUAUGCGAAACUCUGGAGUUCAGCGUCCGACAAUAUGCACCAGAGGAGAGGAGGGGAUUCAAACUCGUGAAGUAGGCUGCGUACAAAAAGCAGACGCCGAGCCAGCGGAAGAUGCGAUUUGUGAAUACUUCGAACCUAAACCGCGACUUGAACAAGCUUGUCUCAUCCCGUGCCCGCGGGAUUGUGUUGUAUCCGAGUUUAGCCCUUGGACGACUUGCUCCAAAACAUGUGGUAUGGGUCUUCAAAACCGGAUCCGUUCUGUCUUGGCGCCUCCUUUGUUUGGUGGCUCAGCUUGCCCAAAUCUUACUGAGUUCCAAACCUGCCAUCUUGGUGUGUGCGCCGGGGAGGAGAGUCUCUACAGCUUGCGGGUAGGGCCGUGGGGACCAUGUUCAGUCCCGUUACUGAGACAAGCCAGGCAGGCCAUCAAAAGGGAGAAGAUGAGAGAGAGAGCACAGGAGAGGUUGAGAGAGAAAGGGAAAAUUAAAGAUCCAGAGACGUCGGAGUUGAUAAAGAAGAAGAGGACCAGGAACAGACAGAACCGGCCCGGGGGGAAGUCCUGGGCCCUGCAGAUCGGGUACCAGACCAGGGAGGUCAACUGCGUACACAAGAGCGGCAUGGUGGAGGCGCUGAGCUUCUGCUCAGACGCCUCUCUCCCGGUCACCUACCAGGCCUGUGUCAUGUCCAAAGACUGUGAGGUGACAGAGUGGUCGGAGUGGUCGCCCUGCUCUAAAGAGUGCUACGACCCCAACGGACCCAAGGGAGAAAGCACCCGCACCAGGAAAGUCACCCAGUUCCCCGUGGGCCAGGGAGCAGGGUGCCCCGAACUGGAGGAGAGGGAGGACUGCACUCCCCAAGGAGACAAAGUGCCUCCAUGUAUAGUUUACAGCUGGAAGACCACAGAAUGGACAGAGUGCCGUGUGGACAUGCUGCUCAGUCAGCAGGACCGUCGCCGUGGUAACCAGACGGGCUUGUGCGGGGGCGGAGUCCAGAGCCGAGAAGUCUACUGCGUACAGACCAACUCCGAUACCCCUCCCAACCUCGGGUCGCUGCGGAGCAAAGAAGCUCUCCGGCCAGUGGACAGUGACUUGUGCCUGGGAAUACCCCCCAACACCACCCAGUUCUGCCACAUCAGCUGCCCGGUGGAGUGUGAGGUGUCUGCAUGGAGCGCCUGGGGACCCUGCACCUACGAGAACUGCCAGGACCAAGUGGCCAAGAAAGGGUUCAAACUGAGGAAGAGGAAGAUUGUGAAUGACCCUACAGGCGGGAUGGGGAACUGUCCUCACCUGGUGGAGGCCAUCCCAUGUGAGGACCCCAGCUGCUAUGACUGGCUGGUGGUGAACCUGGAAGAGUGUGUGCCUGACAACGAGAAGGCGUGCGGUCCAGGAACACAGAACCCACAAGUGCAGUGUGUCAACAGUGACGGUGAAUUUGUGCAGAGACAGCUGUGCCGCGAUGCCAUCCUGCCCAUGCCCGCCAUCUGCGAAGUGCCUUGCCCAAAAGACUGUGCCCUGAGUCCCUGGACACCGUGGACCCUCUGCUCCCACACCUGCUCUGGGAAGAACACUGAGGGCAAGCAGACCAGGGCAAGGUCCAUACUGGCCUACAAUGCUGGAGAAGGUGGUAUCCAGUGUCCAAACAUCAGCAGUCUGCAGGAGGUGCGCAGCUGUAAUGAUCAUCCCUGUACGGUGUACCACUGGCAGACAGGACCAUGGGGACAGUGUAUCGAGGACUCCUCUAUCCCAGCAGGCAACACCUCUGUGGGCAGGGCCAGGGGCGACGACAACUCCUGCUCCAUCGGCAUGCAAACACGAAAGGUCAUCUGUGUACGGGUCAAUGUGGGACAGGUGCCUCCAAAAAAGUGCCCAGAGAGCCUACGUCCCGACACGGUACGCCCCUGCCUGCUGCCCUGUAAGCGGGACUGCCUGGUGACACCCUACAGCGACUGGAGCCCGUGCCCAUCUGCGUGUCAAACAGGUGGUAAUGUAAAGAGGAAGCAGUCCCGUAAGCGUCUGGUGAUCCAGUAUCCUGCAAAUGGAGGGCAGGACUGUCCCGAGAUGUUGACCCAAGAAAGAGAGUGCGACGCCCCGUCAGUCUGCCAGGGAUACAGGUGGAAGACCCACAAGUGGCGACGAUGCCAACUGGUGCCCUGGUCAGUUCGACAGGACAGCCCUGGAGCACAGGAGACGUGUGGGCCUGGUCUGCAGGUUAGAGCGGUGUCUUGCCGUAAACAGGACGGUGGUCAGGCGGAUGUGGAGGCCUGUCUGAAGCACUCCAGCCCCAUGCCCGCCAUGACCCAGCCGUGCCAGGUGCCCUGCCAGGAGGACUGCCAGCUCAGCGCCUGGUCGAAGUUCUCCUCCUGUUCAGCCGACUGCGUGGGGGUACGCACACGCAAGAGGAUGCUCAUCGGUAAAAGUAAGAAGCGCGAGCAGUGUAAAAACCACCAGGCGUACCCUCUGAGUGAGACGCAGUACUGCCCCUGUAACAAGUACAACGCCCAGCCCGUGGGGAACUGGUCCGACUGCAUUCUGCCAGAAGGAGGCAGAGUGGAGGGCCAGCUGGGUAUGAAGGUGCAGGGGGACAUCAGAGAGUGUGGACAGGGCUACCGCUACCAGGCCAUGGGCUGCUACGACCAGGACAACCGCAUGGUGGAGACGUCCCGCUGCAACAGCCAUGGCUACAUCGAGGAGGCCUGCAUCAUCCCGUGCCCGUCGGACUGUAAACUGAGUGAGUGGUCCAACUGGUCGCGCUGCAGUAAGUCCUGUGGUAGCGGGGUCAAAGUGCGCUCCAAGUGGCUCCGUGAGAAGCCCUACAAUGGAGGAAGACCCUGCCCCAAACUGGACCAUGUCAACCAGGCCCAAGUGUACGAGGUGGUCCCCUGCCUCAGUGACUGUGGUCAGUACGUGUGGGUGUCUGAGCCUUGGAGCGUGUGGAAGGUCAGCAGCGUGGACCUGAAGGACAACUGUGGAGCGGGCGUCCAGACCAGGAAAGUCCGGUGUAUGCUGAACACCAUAGAUGGGCCCCUGGAGCAGGUGGAGGAUUACCUGUGUGACCCCGAGGAGAUGCCGCUGGGGGCCCGGAACAGCCGCCUGCCCUGCCCCGAAGACUGUGUGCUGUCUGACUGGUCCUCCUGGAGCCCCUGUCCUCUGCCUUGUAACAGUAACAGCACGAGGCAGAGAAGUGCGUACCCUUUGCGUCAGCCUGGAGAGGAUAAACAGUGCCCCCCUACCACAGAGACAGAGCCCUGCAAACUCAACGCCAACUGCUUCCACUACUCCUACAACAUCACAGACUGGAGCACCUGCCAGCUGAGUGACCGGGCCGUGUGCGGGAAUGGAAUCAAAACCAGGAUGUUGGACUGUGUGCGGAGCGACGGCAAGUCUGUGGACCUCAACUUCUGCAAAGAGUUGGGUUUGGAGAGGAAGUGGUCCAUGAAUGCUUCAUGUGUGGUGGAGUGUCCCGUGAACUGCCAGCUGUCCGAGUGGUCCCUCUGGUCCCAGUGCACACACACAUGUGGACUCGCCGGAAAGCUGUGGAGGAGACGUACUGUAGUCCAGGCACCCCAGGGUGACGGUCGGCCGUGCCCCUCUCAGAUGGAGCAAUGGAAGCCCUGUCCCGUGAAGCCCUGCUACAGUUGGAGGUACAGCGCCUGGUCCCAGUGCAAGGCCGAGGGGGCAGUUUGCGGAGAGGGCCUGCGCUUCCGUAACGUGUCGUGCUUUGUCUCGGAUGGAUCGGGACAGCAGGAACUCAGCCUGGUGGAGGACGAGCUGUGCGGGGACGUGGACUUUGCUGUUGACGGAGACGCCAAUGUCACCCUGGAGGAGACCUGUACUGUCCCCUGUCCAGGAGAGUGCUACCUGACAGAGUGGACAGUCUGGAGCCCCUGUCAGCUGAGCUGUGUGGGGGGGGAUGACCUGGGCUUUGGCUCUGUGCAGGUCCGCUCCAGGGCUGUGGUGGCCCAGGACCCAGAGAACCUGCUGCAGUGUCCGGAGCAGGAGCACGAGGCACGCCCAUGUACAGAGGGACAGUGUCUGGAGUACAAGUGGAGGACGGGGCCGUGGAGAGGAUCCUCCAGACAGGUGUGGUGUGAACGCUCCGACGGACUCAAUGUCACCGGUGGAUGCCCUUUGACCUCUCAGCCCAUGUCUGACCGCUCCUGUGACCCGCCCUGCACCAUGGCGCGCUCUGUGUGCACUGAGGCUGGAGUGUGUGGCUGUGAGGAGGGCUACACAGAGGUCAUGACCUCAGACGGCCUGUUGGACCAAUGCACGCUCAUCCCUGUGCUGGAGAUCCCCACAGCCGGAGACAACAAGGCAGACGUCAAGACCAUCCGCGCCUUCAACCCCACCCAGCCCGCAGCCAGCUCCCCGGGCCGGGCAGGGAGGACAUGGUUCUUACAGCCGUUUGGACCAGAUGGGAAGCUGAAGACGUGGGUGUAUGGAGUAGCAGCAGGAGCCUUCGUCCUCCUCGUCUUCAUCAUCUCCAUGACCUACCUAGCAUGUAAAAAGCCAAAGAAGCCCCAGAGGAGGCAGAUGAACAACCGACUCAAGCCCCUGACGUUGGCGUACGACGGGGACGCGGACAUGUGA